AUGGCCAACAACCAGCCCAAUCGGACACCUUUCCUGACUGUCAGGAAGCUGAUACAACUUGUUAUCGAGACCCUUGGUAACGCCAAUGAGACCAAAAGUCUGGCGUUGAUAAACGCCAGGUCUGAGCUUGAUUUCGAGUUGAGUCUGGCUUCGAUAGAGCUUGUUAACUGCCAAUCCCAGCACUAUGAGCGACUAUGGGAAAACAUUGAUGUUUUACUUCGAAUUCUUUAUACCCUCGUCAUAGAGAACAAUGACGAUCAUCCGAAGCCGACGAACUUUUACCAACGAAUUGACCUGGCGCUCGCGCGUGCCUCCGACUACGAAGCAGACCCGACAAAGCCUUCAUUGAUCCAACUCCCGCAGACAGUAGAAGAAUUCCGAAAUAUAGCGCAAAAGGUGUCGGCCUGGAGACAAGACAAUAAGGUUGUCAAGUCGGACCUGGAAUUAGGCAAGGACGACGCCAAGAAGGAAGCGGCCGAGGAAUUCAUGGAGCAAGCUUACGAGUUCUACGACGCCAUUAUCAAGCCGCAGAAGGGGAAAAUGGCAAUCAAGGUUGCAGUCCUUGACACCGGAGUGGACAAAGAUGCGUUUGACUUCGGGGCGGAACGAGAACGUGGUGAUACAUCGCUGAAGGCGGUUGAAUCGUUCAUUGAAGAAGUCGAUGCUCGCGAUACCUAUGGGCACGGCACAGAUGUAGCAUCCCUGAUUGUGCAGAUGGCGCCGCACGUGGAUCUUUUCAUCGCCAAGAUUAGCGAGGGCAAAUGCACAAGUGAUGUGAGCGCGUAUGUCAAGGCGAUCAAGUGGGCAAUGGAGCAUAAGGUUCACAUCAUCAACAUUUCCUCCUCGAUAGACGAAGACGAAGGCAUUGAGGAUAUCAUCUCGAAAGCAGAAAGUCAAGGUAUCAUCGUCUUUGCUGCGGCCUCCGACAACCAGGCCAACAAACCGAGGCCCUUUCCCGCAAAUAUGGACAAAGUACUCGCCGUUUAUUUCACGGAUGGACGAGGUAACAUUUGUGACCGAAAUCCCCGACCGGUGGAUGAGGAUGCUAACAUCAGCACCCUGGGCGAAUGCAUCCCUUCACUAACCGGAGGGAUAAAGCCGCUCAGUGGGACAUCCUACGCUACGGCAAUCGCUUCUGGGAUGGCUGUCAACAUUCUAACACUUGCUGAUGAGCACCUAAAGUCGAAAAAAGACCAAUGGCUACGACGUCGGGUAUUCAGGAGGGAUGGAAUGAGGAAAAUAUUUAUACACAUCUCCAGAAAGAAAGAUCUACAAGGUUAUAAUUAUGUGUGUCCGAUUAGGGUGAAGGAAGUUGGGGAUCGAGGGAAUGAUUAUCGUGGCUGGUUCAUCGACGCUUUGCAGAAAUCAUGA
Fusarium pseudograminearum CS3096 is the source of this 1371-nucleotide messenger RNA. RefSeq lists its product as uncharacterized. Gene Ontology annotation, molecular function: serine-type endopeptidase activity. Gene Ontology annotation, biological process: proteolysis. The transcript has 2 exons. The coding region runs from base 1 to 1371 and encodes 456 amino acids. The record is from RefSeq and is a predicted model, not a curated record. NCBI's taxonomy places the organism in Eukaryota, Fungi, Ascomycota, Sordariomycetes, Hypocreales, Nectriaceae.